Messenger RNA from Gamsiella multidivaricata, 1092 nucleotides. RefSeq lists its product as uncharacterized. Lineage: Eukaryota; Fungi; Mortierellomycota; Mortierellomycetes; Mortierellales; Mortierellaceae. The coding region runs from base 1 to 1092 and encodes 363 amino acids. The transcript is spliced from 4 exons. The record is from RefSeq and is a predicted model, not a curated record.
AUGCUUUUCAAGACCUCCUUCACGGCCCUUGUCGUCGCCUCUCUGGCUGUCUUCUCCACCUACACCCCCCAGGCUGAGGCUCACUCCUGGAUGGACUGCGUUGACUGGAAGUUCAACAACGCCAAGACCCAGGACUGGUCCGACAAGGGAGGCAAGUGUCAGGGUUACGCCCGCCGCUUCCCUCUCGGCAAGAAGUUCGCCUCCCUGGACUCGGCCUCGCCCAACCGCCACUACCGCCAGCCCAAAAAGAACCCCAACUCCUAUCCUUGCUCGGAUCGCAAGCAUGGUGAGGAGCGUGGUUCGGACGAGACCCGUGCCAGCCCUGUUGAGAAGGCCUACGGUGGCAAGUAUGGUCGCAUGACCACUACCACUGUCGGUGACACCCUCUGUGUCCGCUGGCCUGCCAAGAACCACGCCACGAAGGACGAGGAGAACCACCCUGUUUUCAUCAACCUGUCCAAGGUCCGCGACGGCAAGGACAUCUCCCAGAAGGAACUCACCGCCAACAACAUUGCUAAAUUGAACUACAAGAACUGCAACUCCAAGUUCCCUAACCAGGACCAGCGUGCCUGCGGUGGUUGCUUCAAGGUUCCCGUCCGUGCCUCCGGUGUCUACCUGCUCCAGUGGAGAUGGUUGCUCAAUGCCAACGUUAACGAGUGGUACACCAGCUGCGCUGAUGUCCGCAUCGGACCAAAGUCCAAGAAUGAGGCAGAUUGGGAGGUCAAGGACUUAUACCGAGGUUUGGUGCCAACGGGACUCAUUGAGACCUGGAAGCAGCUAUUUACCACCACCAAGUGGAUUGCGACGAUCAUGGUGACAAAGUUCGUGAGCAGGAUCGAAGAGUUUGGCAGGACCAAGAUAUGGAACAAACAAUGCGAGGACACUGUCGCCUGGGAAAAGUCAGUUGGAAUCACCUUCAUGAGCAAACGCGCCGGAGGACGCAACGGUGAUCGGGGACACCAACGUAGUGUUGGUGAUUUCUCUGAUUUGAAAGGGAGACGGUUACUUGCAACGGAGAUCCAGGAAGGUAGACGGGCCGCGGAUUAUAGGGAGACGUGUAUCGCGCAACAGGUCACGCAGGAGUUAGGUUAG